CUCACAAAUCUUUCUACUGCAAUCUGCACGGUGCACCUCGGCCUUGCCAAUCAUUAUCUUCACUCACUUCAUCUCCCUUACUAAAUUAACAACCAUAUCAGAUUUUUAUUCAAUUGUCUCCUCCGUUCCUGUUGUGAGCAACACAGCCUCCAUCCUCUCGAUAAUAGACGCAAAAAGAAACCAUCCAUCUUCUUCACAUCUUCGACUUUGUUGUCUUGAGGAUACGGAAUGAUCAUGGGCAUCCUUGACGCCUUAUAUUAAAUAUCCAUCUCUUUGUCUCUCCCCAUACUCUUACUACCGACCUUUUAAAAGUCUCCUCUUGAUUACACAUUUCUACCGCUUCUCGGGAUUUCAAGGACUGGUAUUUUCUCGCUAUCUAUUCUUUUAUACACUCAAUAUUUCGACUUUCCAGUUGCAAAUAUGGAUCUCGCUCAAAUGCUGGUGCGCUCUUGUAUGCGCUCGUUUUACGACACAAAACAUAUCCUUGUGAUUGAUGCCCUCGUCAUUCAUUCUGCGUAUGUCUUUCUAUGAGCGUUUUGCACCUCGAGAAAAAGACGUUGACAUCCUACAGCUUGCGCGAUGAUGAUUUGGCAUACCUGAUGAGCAUAAAUACGAAAGAGCUUCACAAGCUUUGUGGAAAAUUAAAGGAGGAUCGAUUUCUUGCAGUGUAUGGCUGAUAGCCCAUUCUGUAUUCUAGCUUUUGCUAAGAUCAUUGUUUAGGCAUUCGCGCCCAGAGAUCAGAGAAGGUCAACAACGCCCAAUUAAUCGAACCUACUACUAUAUUGACUAUCGUGCAACAAUCGAUGCGAUCAAAUGGAGAGUCUACCUGAUAGACAAGGCGGUUCAAGGAAAUACUGUGCCGGAUGAUGAGAGAAAGGAAUAUUUUUGCCCUCGAUGCAAAUCGGAAUGGACCAUGUUCGAGGUUUUGGACAAGAGAAAUUAUGAAGGCUUUUUAUGUCACAAAUGCGAUUUUCUUCUAGUACACGAUCCUGAUAACAACCGUGGUGGACAUGAGCAGUCCUCGAAACUUAAUGCCCAAUUCAGGUUCAUCACCGAUCUCCUCCCAAAAAUCGAUCAGGUAGUAAUCCCUGCAAAUACCUUCGAGCAAGCUCUUGCCUCAGCUCGCAAAGUGGUUAGAGAUGAAGCCAAUCCUGGGAGCGAAACCGCACCUGUUACUCUCUCCUCGGAGAGACCGACUGCUGUUCGUGGUCUGGAUAACACUGGACCAACGUCUAUUUCAGUUACUUUGACGAAUGGAGAAGGACCUACAGCUGCAGAUAUCGCCGCUGAACAGGCUCGCAAAGAAAAGACGGCGCUUCAGAAUGCCUUGCCUCAACAUUUUACUCACAGUACAAUCACUGGAGAACAGGUCAAGUUUGGUAACCAGCCUACUGUCUCCGUUGGACCGGCAGUUGAUAUCAAUAAAAAGGAUAUCAAACCUGAAGGCACGGAUGAGGGGGCUGAAAUUGAUGAUUACUUUGCGCAACUGAAGGCAGCGCAAGCCAAAGAGGCCGAGCAAGAGCAAGAUGAAGAAUACGAAACUGACGAUGAUGAAGAGGAAGGUUUUGAGGACGUCAUUCCCAAUGGUACCACAUCUGGCGCUGCCACUCCAGCUAGCUCAGUUGGAGGUACAGACUCAAAGCCUAGUGUAACAAGUGGUAGUGGUCUCAGUGGCGUUUUGAAGCAUUCACGAAAUGAAAGUGUUUCUGCAAGUGGAACGAGUACAGGUGCAGCAAGUCCGGUAACAGGACCGAAUACACCGAAUGAGGAUAGACCAGCAAAGAAGGUUAGAAUUGAGGAACCAGCUGCAGCAGCAACGAUUAUAAAAGAUGAAGAAGAGAGUGAAGAGGAUAUGGAGUUUGAGGACGUUUAACUGUUUAGAUUCUGGAAAAGUGGUGAUGGAAAUGGGAAGGGGGAUGGGAAGGGGG
Molecule: messenger RNA, 1928 nt
Organism: Sclerotinia trifoliorum
Lineage: Eukaryota; Fungi; Ascomycota; Leotiomycetes; Helotiales; Sclerotiniaceae
Source: the annotation of a GenBank genome assembly